AGCAGCAGCAGCAGCAGCAGCAGCCGACCUGAGCAGCAGAGUCGCUCGGCCCCUCGUUGUCCUGCUGAAGAGUCUAUGAGCCUGAACCUGGUCCAGGGAGAGAGAAAGAGAAACUCGAGAGCCUAACAUGGAGGCGAGGCGGCGCCUUCUCCUCAGCCUCAUCAUGGCAGCCUGUUUCUACGGCAACGCCGCUCAGCGGACAGUCUGCACGCAAGAGGCUGUUGCCGACAUCGUCUUCAUGGUCGACGGCUCGUGGAGCAUCGGCACCGAGAAUUUCAAGCAGAUCCGUCAGUUCCUGUACACGCUGGUCAACAGCUUUGACGUGGGGCCCGAACACAUCCGCAUCGGCCUGGUCCAGUACAGCACCACGCCCCGCACCGAGUUCCUGCUCAACACCCACCAGAACAAGGAGGACAUUCUCAACUACAUCAGCAAAUUACCCUACAUGGGGGGCGGCACCCAGACCGGGGAAGGCUUGGACUUCAUGAUGAGGGAGCACUUUGUGGAGGCAGCCGGCAGCCGCGCGGGUCUCAAGGUCCCGCAGAUUGCCGUGGUCAUCACUGACGGCAAAUCGCAAGACAACGUGGAGGCCCACGCCCAGGAGCUGAAGAGGAGGGGCAUAAUUUUGUAUGCGAUCGGCAUCAAAGACGCCGACGAAGAGCAGCUGAGGGAGAUAGCCAACGAGCCUCACAGCCAGCACGUCUACAGCGUGUCAGACUUUGCCGCUCUGCAGGGAAUCUCUCAGAGCAUCGUCCAGACGCUGUGCACGACCGUAGAAGAAGCCAAAAGACAACUCCUGCAAUUGUCCAGAGAAUGUGCCAAAGCCACCGUGGCUGACAUCGUCUUCCUCGUCGACGGCUCCUCCAGCAUCGGCAUCGCAAACUUCGAGGAGGGUAAGAAGUUUCUCCGCAGCGUCAUCACAGGCCUCGACAUCGGCACUGAUAAAGUUCGCGUGGGCUUGGCACAGUACAGCGACGAACCCUAUCAAGAGUUCCUGCUGAAGGAUCACACGGACAAGCAGUCCCUGCUGGCCGAGAUCAGCAAAUUCCCCUAUCGAACAGGAGGCACGCAAACAGGGAAAGCCAUCGACUUCCUCAUCAAGACGUACUUCACAGAGGAGGCCGGCAGUCGAGCCAAACAACGAGUGCCUCAGAUUGCGGUCAUCAUCACAGACGGCGACUCCACGGAUGACGUGAUAGAGCCUGCCAAGCUCCUGAGGCAGCAUGGGGUCAUUGUUUUUGCCAUUGGUGUGGGACAGGCCAACGCCAACGAACUCCGGUCCAUCGCCAGCAAGCCUCCAGAACGCUUCCUGCUGACCAUCGACAGCUACCAGGCUCUGGUGGCUCUGACAGAGAACCUGCUGCAGACGGUUUGUGUCUCCAUGGACGAUCAGAGACAAGCGUUGGCUGAAAAGUUUUCCGACAUUUUCUUCCUGUUGGAUAGUGGCAUGAGCACCACAGAGUUCCAGCAGGUCAGGAGCAUCCUCGUUCGACUGAGCAACCAGCUGAACGUGGGAGGAUCUGCCCAUCGUAUGGGCUUAGCUCAGUAUGGCGAAGAUACCAAGGUGGAAUUUCAACUCAACACUUAUCCAACCAAAGUGGAGGUCCAGGGUGCAGUUAAACGUUUUCGCCAGCGCAAGCUGCAACCCAAUGAGAAGCGCAACCUGGGCAGUGCUUUCAACCAAGCCAGGACUAAGUUCUUCACCAGUGAGGCAGGAAGUCGUGCGGACCAAGGAUACAGACAGUACCUGGUUGUUUUUAGCGGGAAAGAUUCAGAUGACAACAUUUACAAUUCCUCACGUCAGUUGAAAUCGGAGGCAAUCAACAUGAUUGGAUUGAGCCUGGGUGCGUCGAAGAAAGAAAUGCGUACCAUAUCCACAUCGCCAUAUUAUUACGACUCCAUUGCCAACAUUGUGCCUUCACUGAAGGGCGUUUUCGAAGCAGAGGAACGAGAAACUUUUCUCACUGGAGAUUGCCAAGCCGCCAAACUGGCAGACAUUGUGUUCAUCAUCGACGAGUCUGGAAGCAUUGGAACAACGAACUUCCAGCUGGUACGCACUUUCCUGCACUCCAUCGUGAGUGGCUUGGAAAUCAGUCCGACGAAGGUACGCGUCGGCAUCGUGUUGUACAGCGACAAUGCCGCAGCACAGGUCUACCUCGACAGCUUUGACAACAAGAAAGAACUACUGAAUUUCAUCAAGAUCCUACCUUACCGGGGAGGUGGUACGAGCACUGGAGCGGCCCUGACUUUCACCCUCAAGAAUCUUUUCACCACAAAAAGAGGAAGUAGGAAAGAUAAAGGAGUUCAGCAGGUGGCAGUUGUGAUCACUGAUGGUGAAUCCCAGGACAAUGUUACCCAACCGGCAGCAGCGCUCCGUCGAGCUGGUGUCACUGUUUACUCUGUUGGGGUCAAAGAUGCCAACCAGGGCGAGCUGGUCACGAUGGCGUCCCAUCCCCCCAAUAAGCAUGUGUUUGUUGUGGACAGUUUUACUAAACUGAAAGCUCUGGAGCAGAGUCUGCAGAAAAGCCUUUGCUUUAACAUCUUGCACCAGGCUAUCACAGUUGAGUCACGAAGAGCUGGCAUCAAGGAAGGUUGUGUGCAAACAGAUGAAGCAGAUAUCUUCUUCCUGAUUGACCACUCAGGAAGUAUUUAUCCCACAGACUUCAAAGACAUGAAGAAGUUCAUUAUUGAGUUUCUUAAUACCUUCCGUAUUGGGCCAGAUCAUGUUCGUUUGGGAGUUGCAAAAUACGCAGAUUCACCAAAUUUAGAGUUUGAUCUGACAACACACUCCGAUGCCAAGUCACUGGAAAAAGCCAUUGAGGCAAUCAUACAAAUAGGAGGCGGAACAGAGACUGGGAGAGCGCUGGAAUUCAUGGGCCCACUUUUUGACAAAGCACUGGUGACACGCGGGCACAAAGUUCCGGAGUACCUGGUGGUCAUCACUGAUGGAAAGUCCGCAGAUGAGGUCAAAGUUCCUGCAGAAAAAUUGAGAUCUCAGGGUGUUACCGUCUACGCCAUCGGGGUAAAAAGUGCAGAUCAAGAGGAGCUGCGAGAGAUUGCUGGCGACCCCAAGAGAACUUUCUUUGUCAAUAAUUUUGAUGCCCUGAAGCCCAUCAAAGACGACAUCAUCACAGAUAUCUGUUCUCAAGAUGCUUGCAAAGACAUACCAGGAGACCUCCUCUUCCUCAUCGACAGCUCGGGAAGCAUUUAUCCCCAAGACUAUCUGAAAAUGAAAGAUUUCAUGAAAGCGGUUAUUGCCAAGUCUGUCAUCGGGCAGAACGAGGUGCAUGUUGGUGUCAUGCAGUUCAGCACCGUCCAGAGGCUCGAGUUCCCGCUCAACCGCUACUACAGCAAAGACGAAAUGUCCAAAGCCAUUGAUAAUAUGCAGCAGAUUGGUGGAGGCACUCACACGGGUGAAGCCAUCACUGAUGUGACGCAGUAUUUUGAUGCAAGCAGAGGAGGGCGCCCAGACCUGAGGCAGAGGCUGGUUGUGAUAACAGACGGUGAGGCCCAGGACGAGGUCAAAGGUCCUGCUGAGGCUCUGAGAGCAAAGGGAGUGGUGGUUUAUGCCAUUGGAGUCGUGGAUGCCAACACUACCCAGCUGCUGGAGAUCAGCGGCUCACCUGACAAGAUGUACGCCGAGAGGGACUUUGAUGCCUUGAAGGACCUGGAGAACCAGGUUGCCCUGGAGCUCUGUGAUCCAGAGAGAGAUUGUAAGAAGACGGAAAAGGCAGAUAUUAUUUUCCUGGUGGAUGGCUCCACAAGCAUAACCCUGCCCAAGUUCAGAAGCAUGCAAAAGUUUAUGAUGUCAAUGGUGAACCAAACCACGGUGGGAAAAGACUUGACUCGUUUUGGGGUCAUUCUCUACUCCACCGACCCCAGUUCUGUUUUUUCUCUGAAGCAAUACACCUCCAAGCGAGAGGUUGUUCAAGCAAUACAAGCACUGAAGUCGCCAUAUGGAGACACCUACACUGGCAAGGCUUUGGGAUACUCCUUACAGUUCUUUGGAGCUGACAACGGUGGUCGGGCUGCACUCCAGGUGCCUCAGAUUCUCAUGGUGGUCACAGAUGGUGACGCCACUGACCGGAACAGUCUUGUGGCUCCGUCAGUGGCGCUGCGAGAUGCUGGGGUCAGUGUCUUCAGUAUCGGUGUGGAAGGAGCGAACCGGACACAGCUGGAGAUCAUGGCUGGUCACGACACUUCCAAAGUCUUCUAUGUGGACAAUUUUGACGCCCUGGAAACUCUCUACAAGAACAUUACUCAAGUCCUUUGUGCAUCCACCAAGCCAGUUUGUGAAAAACAGAGGGCCGACCUGGUCUUCCUUCUUGAUCAGUCUGGCAGCAUCUCCACACAGGAUUACACCACCAUGAAGAUGUUCACAACUGAAAUAGUGAAGAGCUUCAAAGUCGCUGAAGACUUUGUGCGUAUUGGACUCGCCCAGUUCAGCAGCACCUUCCAGCGUGAGUUCUAUCUCAACGAGUACUACGACGAGCAAGCAGUGACCAAGCACAUCUUGGAUCGGGUCCAGCUUGGUGGAGGAACCAACAUUGGGUUUGCCUUGGAUUCCAUCAGGGAGUAUUUUGAGGCAUCAAGGGGCAGCCGUAGAUCUGCGGGGAUCUCCCAGAAUCUGGUGCUGAUCACGGAUGGUGAGUCACAGGACGAUGUCGUAGAGCCAGCUGAACGUCUCAGGGCACUGGGGGUUGAGGUGUUUGCCAUUGGCAUUGGAAAAUACCACAAGAUGGAGCUGCGGCAGAUCACUGGCUCUGCAGACAGGUUGUUUACUGUGCAGGAUUUUGGUAGCUUGGAAAAAAUCAAGCAGAAGGUGGUGGAUACCAUCUGCAAAUCCAAACCCCCCAAAGAACAAACUGGCUGCACCAUCGAUAUCGCCAUGGGGUUCGAUAUUUCUCAAAGAACCGGACUUCCUGGCGAGAUGCUGGUCAGUGGCCACACCAAGCUCCAGACCUUCCUGCCAGAGAUCGCACAUUACAUUUCCUCAGUACCAGGCCUGUGCUGUGUCACCUCCUCACCUGUCAGGACCAACCUCGCCUACAGAGUGGUGGAUCGCAGUGGACGCGUCCUGUACGACUACAACUUUGAGGGCUACAGCGAGGAUGUGGUGAACAAAGUCAAGACUUUAACUUUGACGGAGCCCACUUACUUCAACACUGCCCUGCUGAAGUCCUUUGGGGAAAAGUUCCGUGCCGAGUCCGGAGCUGGUGUGAAGGUGCUGCUGAUCUUCUCUGAUGGACUUGAUGAAGAUGUGAUGAAACUGGAGCAUGAGUCAGAGCUGCUGAGACAGUCUGGCAUCAACGCUCUGCUCAUCGUGGCUCUGGAGGGAGCGCGAGACUCCGCCCAGCUGCAGAUGGUCGAGUUUGGUCGCGGGUUCGGUUACAAACUUCCCCUUAGCAUCGGCAUGCCGAGCAUCGGCAGCACCGUCCUCAAACAGAUCGACACUGUGUCGGACAGAGAAUGCUGUAAUGUCAUGUGCAAGUGUUCGGGACACGAAGGCAUCCGAGGCUCUCGAGGCGUGCCAGGGUCAAAGGGCGUGUCAGGACAGAAGGGUUACCCAGGAUUCCCUGGAGAGGAGGGUGUGGCAGGCGAGCGAGGACGUCCAGGACCCAGUGGACCUCAGGGCCUUCAGGGAUGCUCAGGUCACAGAGGAACAAAGGGAAACCGAGGCCUCCGCGGGAACAGGGGAGAAGACGGAGAGGACGGGCUGCACGGAGUCAACGGAGAACAGGGUCUAACGGGAAAAGACGGAGUUGGAGGACUUCGAGGACGACCAGGAAACCCAGGUAUCCCAGGUAUCAGAGGGGAGGCGGGGCUUAGAGGACAGCGAGGACUGAGAGGUGAUCCGGGUGAACCCGGCGCCGACGACAAAACCCCCGGACCCAAAGGAGACGCCGGUAACCCCGGUUUUCCGGGUCUACCUGGACCCGACGGGCCACCAGGUGAGAGUGGAGUGGAAGGGAACCCGGGUCCAGAUGGAAGGAGAGGAGCGCUCGGCGAGAAGGGUGUACCUGGAGCUCCUGGAGGAGCAGGAGAACCCGGCAGUCCAGGUGCUUCUGGUCCACGAGGUUCCCAAGGAGUCAGAGGUCAACCUGGACCCAGAGGAAUCCCCGGACUUCCUGGACCACAGGGAGCAUCAGGAAAAGUUGGAGAGUCGGGAUUAGCUGGACGUCGCGGAGCUAACGGACAGAAGGGUCAACCAGGAGAUCCUGGAGAUAAAGGUCGUCCAGGACCACUGGGACCCAGAGGAACACCUGGUCAGGAUGGUAAAGACGGUCAUGGACCUGCAGGAGCUCCAGGCGUCAAGGGAGAUCCUGGUUUCCCUGGUUACCCUGGUCUUGUGGGUGAGAUCGGGCUGCAGGGAACCAAAGGAUAUCCGGGACGUAAAGGCAACCGUGGUCGAGGCGGAAACUCGGGACCGUCCGGAGAAUCAGGAGUGAACGGAGAACCGGGAUAUGCAGGACACACGGGAUCCCGAGGUCCUCCUGGAGGCAAAGGCAUGACGGAAUGUCAGCUGGUCACAUAUGUUAGAGACAACUGUGCCUGUGCCAUCGAUCGGUCUGAGUGUCCCGCCUACCCCACCGAGCUGGUGUUUGGCUUGGACAUGUCUGAAGACGUGACGCCGGCCGCCUUCGAGAGGCAGCGCUCUGUCCUCCUCUCCCUGCUGGAGGACAUCGCCAUCUCUGAGAGCAACUGUCCCACGGGUGCCCGGGUCGCCGUGGUCGGAUACAGCGCCUACACCAAGUACCUGAUCCGCUUCCAGGACUACCGCCGCAAGAAGCAACUCGUUGAGUCUGUGCAGAACAUCGCCCUGGAGAGGACGUCCAACAAACGCCACUUGGCGGCCGCCAUGCGCUUCGUGGGUCAGAACGUCUUCAAGCGCGUCCGAUCUGGAGUGUUGAUGAGGAAGGUGGCCGUCUUCCUGUCCAACGGACCUUCUCAGGACGUUAGUGAUGUGGCCACGGCUGUGAUGGAGUACCGCGCCCUCAACAUCGUCCCAGCGAUCGUCUCUCUGCGCAACGCUCUCGCCAUCAGUCGAGCCAUGGAGCUCGAUGACUCGGGAAACUCCAUGUUCACGGUGCUAGGGAGAGACAUGGCCGCCGACCUAAGGAAGGUCAAGAACUGUGCCAUCUGUUAUGACCCGUGCCGGCGUGCGGAGGAGUGCGCCUUCAUCCAGGAAGUAAUGAAGCCUCAGGAGGUCAAUGUGGACCUGGCCAUGGUCUUGGACAGCUCCAGGGAGAUGCAGGCGGACGAGUACUCUGGCGCCCAGCAGUUGCUGGGCUCCGUGGUAGAGGAGCUCGCCGUGAGCUCACAGCCUAGCCAAGCAGGGAACCAGGCCCGGGUGGCCGUAGUCCAGCAGAGCGGCACUCAGGCUCCAAAGGUGGAGUUCAACCUGCAGACCUACCAGGACCACAGCGCGAUGAGGACGCACCUGAUACAGAAGAUGGAGCAGGUGGGCAGCUCCUCGGCACUGGGACAGACACUGGAGUUCACGCUGAGGGAGGUUCUGCUGAAGGCCAGCCAGCCGCGCAGGAAGAGGCUGCUGCUCGUGGUGGUCGGCACCCAGACGUCCUACGAGGACCGAGCCAAGCUGCAGUCCAUCUCCCAGCAGGCCAAGUGUGAGGGGGUGGCGGUGUUUGUGGUGACAGUCGGUGACCGCUACAGCCGCGUGCAGGUGGAGGAGCUGGCCAGUUCACCUGUACAGCAGCACCUGAUACACCUCGGCAGACUGAGGGUGGACGAGCAGGGCUAUGCCCAGCGCUUCCUCAGGGUCUACCUCAGCGCCCUCAACAAGGGAAUCAACACGUAUCCUCCUCCAUCGCUAAAACAGACCUGUGAAAAGUUGGGAGGCGGACAGGGAGGAGGACAAGGAGGAGGACAGGUCAUUGUAGACAGUCAGGGGCAGGUGGGGCUGAGGGAGGACCUGGAGGUGUUUGCAGAGGAGGCGGAAGAAAGGUUCCAGGAGCAGAGGAGAGGACGGACACAGACGGGACAGGUGAACGUCAUCGAGACUCUGAGCACAGGAGACGGACAGAGAGUGGUGUUAGGAGUCAACGACGCAGACGUGUCGACGCUUCGGCUCAACAGCUUCACCUCUAAAGACGCCUGUUUCCAGGUCCAGGAUCCCGGCUCGUGUCAAAACUACACCAUGUUUUGGUUCUUUGACACCGAACAGAACGAGUGUUCUCGUUUCUGGUUCGGCGGCUGCGGCGGCAACGAGAACCGCUUCAAGACGCAAGACGAGUGCGAGAAUCUGUGUCUGACCAAGAGUCGAUGAGGACCACAAGGUCACCUCAAUGUCCCCACACCGCUCUCACAGAGACACUUAACAUUUAUCAAGUUCAGGAAACGUCAACUUUCAGGGGAAACGAUGGAGGUCCAGUCCAGUCCACUUUAGUCCAGUCCAGGACGAGUUAAACUAAAGUCACCUUUGUUGUUUUUCUUGAACGUGAAUGUUGCUCCUGUAAAACAUGGCCGACGCUCGCCGUCGUCCAUCAAACCUGGUGCUGUUUGUCGUGAAGCAGGUGGAGACUCGACGAGUCCAACCACAGAAGAAUGUUUAUGUAACUGAGCUUUGUUUCCACGGUAACGCCAUUUCCAUCACAACUAAAAAAACAACAAAAAACGACCCUGAAGGUUACACGACCCAAAUUUAAAAACCUUUUAUUCGUAAAAACCCUAAAUUUCCAGAUUUCACAUAUUAUUAUUUUUAAAUUUCUAUAACAACACAAAGCAGAUUUUCGACGGAAUGAGUUUGAGUUUUGGCGUGAAAAUUUCUUUUAUUACUGAAUAAUCGAUUAGUCCGUUAAAGAUUCUCAGAUUCAGUUUGUGACAAAGAAUCAAAAUCAAAUCUUCAUAUUUGAGAACUAGAAUUGCAGCUAUGUGACUAAAUCGGCCAUUUUGUUCAACAGUUGUGGUCAGGUGUGACAUCGCAUGCUCCGCUCCUUAACCAAGCCCCACCUCUUCUCACCCAUAUACUGUUAAAAAACAACAACAAUCUUUCUCAGGAGGAAAAAAGCCAACCAGAAUCAAACUUUACGUAGUGUUGACUCAUGACUUCACCUGUGGAAUAAAACUUUACUGUUGUUUACGACAAAA
Messenger RNA from Solea senegalensis (Senegalese sole), 9108 nucleotides. It is a transcript of the gene col6a4a, whose product is annotated as collagen, type VI, alpha 4a. NCBI's taxonomy places the organism in Eukaryota, Metazoa, Chordata, Actinopteri, Pleuronectiformes, Soleidae. Gene Ontology annotation, molecular function: serine-type endopeptidase inhibitor activity. The coding region runs from base 128 to 8287 and encodes 2719 amino acids. The record is from RefSeq and is a predicted model, not a curated record. The transcript has 42 exons.